Penicillium pulvis is the source of this 219-nucleotide messenger RNA. RefSeq names its product AN1-type zinc finger protein TMC1. The transcript has a single exon. Lineage: Eukaryota; Fungi; Ascomycota; Eurotiomycetes; Eurotiales; Aspergillaceae. Gene Ontology annotation, molecular function: zinc ion binding. The record is from RefSeq and is a predicted model, not a curated record. The coding region runs from base 1 to 219 and encodes 72 amino acids.
AUGGCCCCCCGCAAGCCCAGGUGCAACUUCAAGGAGUGCAAGGAGGCCGCCCAGCGUAUCGUGGGUGAUUGUAGCUUUUGCCACGGACACUUCUGCUCAAAGCACCGCAUGCUCGAGGCACACUCCUGCUCCGGGCUGGAGGACUGCAAGAAGGAGUCACAUGCGCGGAACGCCGAUAAGCUGAAUAGUGAGCGAACGGUCGUUGUUAAGGGUGUAUGA